CCUUUAGGGUUCAGCAGCCGCAGAGAAUCCAAAUUUGAUAUAAAUCCAUCGUAAACUACUUUAGAGAUAACCUAAACCCGAUAUAAUUCUAUCAUCAUAUAUUGUGGUCGUCGCAGAUAAUCUAAAUCCGAUAUAAAUAUAUCAAAAACUUUAGCCCAGUCGCAAAGGAUCCAAAUCCGAUAAAAUUAUCUCAUCGCAUACCACAGUCGUAGAGGAUCCAAAUCCGAUAUAAAUAUAUAUCAAAAACCCAUCUUUUAGCCCUAAAAAAAUAAAACCUUUUCUUUUCUAUAUCUCAGAGUUCCUCUUCACUUUCCUCUGCAUAAUUUACCCAGAAAAAAAAAACCCUAAUUCCCAUCUGAAAAUUUGAUAAAAAUUCAAUUUUUUUCUCAUGGUGAAAAAUUCAACGAAGGAAGAAUGUCCACCGGACAAUCUCCGGUGCAGCCGUACCGACGGCCGACAAUGGCGGUGCAAACGUCGAGCGAUGGAAAACGUGAAGUUAUGCGAAGUUCAUCAUCUUCAACUUCAACAUCGACAGAAGAAAGUGAAGGUUCCAGAAUCGUUGAAGCUUCAGAGAAAUAUGAAGAUGAAGAAGAAGAAGAAGCAAAACGACGUCGUUGAAGUUGAAAUUAGGUCAAACAAGAAAAAGAAGAAAAGUAAGAAAAACGAUGUUGUUGAUGUGCAAUUGGAUUUGAUAAGAAUGGUGUUACAGAGAGAGGUUGAGAAGAAGAAGAAUCCGAAUAAGAAGAAUGUGAAGAAUGUUGAUGAAGAAUUGGAAUUGGUGAAAGUGAAUUAUAGUGAAGGUGAAUUGAGGAAAGAAUUACCUAAUGGGGUUAUGGAAAUUGCUCCUGUUUCAACUUCACAUCGUCGUGAUGAUGAUGAUGAUGUUGUUGAUUUUCACUGUAAUGGUAAAGCUGUUGUUACACCACCUUACUUCAGGUCCAAGAAUGUUGAUAGAAGGGUCCUUUCUGAUAAUUUUCAAGUUUUGAAGAAGUGUAGGAGGAAGAAGUGUCAUUGGUGUCAGAGUAGUGAUUCUUUGAAUUUGAUAAAGUGUAACAACUGCCAGAAAGAGUUUUUCUGCAUGGAUUGCAUUAAACAACGGUAUUUCGACACUCAAAAUGAGGUUAAGAAGGCGUGUCCAGUUUGUCGAGGAACUUGUUCAUGUAAAGAUUGCCGAGCAAGUCAGUGUAAAGACCGUGAAAGUAAGGAUUGUUUGGCUGGUACAAGCAGAGUUGAUAGGAUAUUGCAUUUUCAUUAUUUGGUCUGUAUGCUCCUUCCGGUAAUAAAACAAAUAAGUGAAGACCAGCAUGCAGAGCUAGAAACAGAAGCGAAAAAUAAAGGGGAAAGUAUUUCUGAUAUUAUCAUCAAGCAAAUCGAAUUUGACUGCAAUGAGAUAAUUGACUGCAACUACUGCAAAACACCUAUUCUGAAUCUUCACAGAAGCUGCCUUAACUGUUCCUACAGUCUUUGCUUAAGAUGUUGUCAGACAUUAAGUCAAGGAAGCCCCUUUGAGCAUAUAAAUUCUCCAUUGACCGAGUUACCUGACAAAAUGGACACUUGCAUUGCUGAUGAAAGUUGCCUUUUCGAAGACAAGAGCAUUUCUAGCGACGAUGAAACUGAUACGUCAAUGUUACUGGAUUCGACUGGUUUUAAUGGUACAACUGACAGUAUAUCAUGCCCUCCUUCAGAGCUAGGUGGUUGUGGUAAUGACAACCUUGAUUUGAGAUGUGUUUUUCCCAUAAGCUGGAUUGAAGACAUGGAAGCUAAGGCAGAAGAGAUAGUUUGCAGCUAUGACGUUCCUGAAAUUUUGGAUAAAAACUCAAGUUGCUCACUUUGUAUUGACACAGAUCAUAAAACUAACAGACAUAAGCAAUUUGAAGAAGCUGCUCGAAGAGAAGAUUCUAAUGAUAAUUGCUUAUUUUAUCCUACAGUUUUCAACAUCAAUUGCGAUCAUUUUGAACACUUUCAGAAACACUGGGGAAAAGGCCAUCCUGUAGUAGUCCACGACGUGCUCCGAAGUACGAAAAAACUAAGUUGGGAUCCUCUGGUCUUGUUCUGUGCUUAUCUUGAAAGUAGCAUUGCAAGAUACGAGAAUAAUAAAGACUUACUUGAAGCUUGUUUGGAUUGGUGGGAGGUUGAAAUUAACAUUAGACAGCAUUUUACUGGCUCUCUUAAAUAUCAACCUCGGAAAAAUGAUUGGCAUGAGACACUGAAACUGAAUGGAUGGUUAUCUUCCCAACUAUUCAAAGAACAGUUUCCAGCUCAUUUUGCUGAAGUUAUUGGUGCUCUUCCACUUCAAGAAUACAUGAAUCCGAGGUUCGGUCUUCUGAAUUUAGCUGCAAAUAUUCCAGAGGGGAGAGCAAUACAUGAUAAAGGCCCAUAUGUGCACAUUUCUUAUGGCUGUGCUGACGACAAAGCUUAUUCCGUGCUAAAUCUCUCUUAUGACUCAUAUGAUGUGGUUAAUAUUAUGGUUUAUACCACAGAUGUUCCUGUCUCUACAGAACAUCUUACUAAAAUAACUAAGUUAUUGAAGAAGCACAGAACUCUGUGUCAAAGGGGGUCACCGAAGAUUACUACUGAAAACGCAGAAGACGCGGAACAAAAGGAACCAGAGAGUAUUGUAAACGAAGGAACCGACUUUUACAGGAGAGUCAAUAGAACAUCUUACAUCUCUACUGAAGUGAAAGCAAUAGCUAGUCAAAGUUUAGAGAACAAUACUUCCAGCAAUGGAGAAUGUGGUUCUGGUUCUGAUGCUGAAAAAACAGAAAGCUCUUUACCCUUCCACAAGACAGAUCAAAGCACUGAAAUGUAUUCUGUUGCUCAGUGGGAUGUCUUCCGGAGACAGGAUGUACCGAAGCUUUUAGAAUACGUCAAAAGACACAGGGAUGAAUUUUGUGAUACCAAUGAAUAUGACAGCAAUAAGAUAGUUCACCCAAUUCUAGAUCAGAGAAUCUUUCUAGACAAUACUCACAAAAUGAGACUGAAGGAGGAAUUCGAAAUUGAACCAUGGACGUUUGAGCAAAAUGUUGGAGAAGCUAUCAUCAUUCCUGCUGGAUGUCCAUACCAGAUUAGGAAUUCUAAGUAUUGUGUUCAAGUGGUAUUGGAAUUUAUGUCUUCUGAGAGUGUUGCUGAGUGUAUCCAAUUGACUGAUGAGAUCCAUCUGCUUCCAGAAAACCACAAAGCAAAAGUAGACAAGAUUGAGGUGAAGAAAAUGGCUCUUCAUAGCAUGGAUAUGGCGAUAAAAGAAAUACGCGAGCUCACUUCCAAUCCAAAACAUGAUUUAGCUAAAAUAGAUUCUUAGAUACCUCCAGAACAUGUAUUCCUUUUUUUUUUUUUUUUUUUAUAGAAUUAUUAUCAAAACUCGUAAAGAUCUAGCAAGGUACUUCAAUUGAUUUUUUUACUGUAGAUACUUCAAUUGGUUACUUUCAGAUUCUAUUCUUUUUUUUUU
This is a messenger RNA of Medicago truncatula (barrel medic), 3445 nucleotides long. RefSeq names its product lysine-specific demethylase JMJ25. The coding region runs from base 389 to 3298 and encodes 969 amino acids. The record is from RefSeq and is a predicted model, not a curated record. Gene Ontology annotation, biological process: regulation of transcription by RNA polymerase II. The transcript is spliced from 12 exons. Gene Ontology annotation, cellular component: chromatin; histone deacetylase complex. Lineage: Eukaryota; Viridiplantae; Streptophyta; Magnoliopsida; Fabales; Fabaceae. Gene Ontology annotation, molecular function: chromatin DNA binding; histone H3K9 demethylase activity; protein binding.